AAACCUUCUCACAAAAACCAACCCAAAUUCUUUCUAUAUAUUAAAAAAAAAUCAACACAAAGGAAAAAAAAAUGGAUUACGUUUUGAUUGUUUUGCCACUUGCAUUGUUUCUCAUAGCUUACAAAUUCUUAUUCUCAUCCAAAACGCAGGGCUUCAAUCUCCCACCAGGACCAACUCCGUUUCCUAUCGUCGGCCAUCUCCACCUAGUGAAACCACCGGUCCACCGUCUCUUCCGCCGCUUCGCUGAAAAAUACGGCGACAUCUUCUCCCUCCGUUACGGCUCUCGCCAAGUCGUAGUGAUCUCUUCAUUGCCUCUCGUAAGAGAAUCCUUCACCGGUCAAAACGACGUCAUUUUAACAAACAGACCGCAUUUUCUGACCGCGAAAUACGUCGCUUACGAUUACACCACUAUAGGAACCGCCGCUUACGGUGACCAUUGGCGUAAUCUCCGCCGUAUUUGCUCUCUAGAAAUCCUCUCCUCUAACCGUCUCACCGGAUUCCUCUCCGUACGUAAAGACGAGAUUCGUCGGCUGCUCACAAAACUCUCACGUGAAUAUGACGGCCGUGUUGUCGAGCUUGAACCUCUUCUUGCAGAUUUGACGUUCAAUAAUAUUGUCCGCAUGGUCACAGGGAGACGCUACUACGGAGACCAGGUUCAUAACAAGGAAGAAGCGAAUCUAUUCAAGAAACUAGUGACGGACAUCAAUGACAACAGUGGUGCGAGCCAUCCAGGAGAUUAUCUACCGAUUCUUAAAGUGUUCGGACACGGCUACGAGAAAAAAGUGAAAGCACUAGGCGAAGCCAUGGACGCUUUCUUACAACGACUGCUCGAUGAAUGUCGAAUAAAUGGAGAGAGCAACACAAUGGUUAGUCACUUGUUGUCUUUACAACUAGACCAACCCAAGUAUUACAGUGACGUCAUCAUCAAAGGGCUCAUGCUCAGUAUGAUGCUAGCUGGAACGGAUACUGCGGCCGUAACAUUGGAAUGGGCGAUGGCAAAUUUAUUAAAAAAACCUGAAGUGUUGAAAAAGGCAAAAGCUGAGAUAGACGAGAAGAUUGGAGAAGAGAGAUUGGUCGAUGAACCUGACAUUGCGAAUCUACCUUAUCUCCAAAACAUAGUUUCCGAGACUUUUCGGUUGUGUCCAGCUGCACCACUUCUUGUUCCACGUUCUCCAUCUGAAGAUCUCAAGAUUGGUGGAUACGACAUACCACGUGGCACUAUCGUGCUAGUGAACGCUUGGGCCAUCCAUAGAGACCCAAGACUUUGGGAUGAGCCCGAGAAGUUUAUGCCUGAGCGGUUCGAAGACCAAGAAGCUUCAAAGAAACUAAUGGUGUUUGGUAACGGACGAAGAACGUGUCCUGGUGCGACUUUAGGCCAGAGGAUGGUAUUGUUGGCUUUAGGUUCGUUGAUUCAAUGCUUUGACUGGGAAAAAGUCAACGGUGAAGAUGUUGACAUGACAGAGAAUCCUGGAAUGGCUAUGCGUAAACUCGUGCAAUUACGAGCCGUUUGCCAUAAACGUCCCAUUAUGACUAAUCUCUUGGCUUAAAUAUCACAUUUUAUUGACCACCAUUUUGAAGUUUACCGGUUUAAGCAUUUUUUUGGGUUUAGAUUUUUUAUAUAUAAAUACAUGAUUGUUUUGAAGUUUGGAAAUUUUAAUAAUGUAAGAUUCCAUGAAAAAUGUUGUAAUAUAAAAUUCGAAUCAUGAAAUUAAUAAUUCGGAUCAUAAAAUAAAAAAGUUGGUUAUAGCAUUAGUUUAUAUAUAUUAUU
This is a messenger RNA of Arabidopsis thaliana (thale cress), 1768 nucleotides long. It is a transcript of the gene CYP81F2, whose product is annotated as cytochrome P450, family 81, subfamily F, polypeptide 2. The transcript is spliced from 3 exons. NCBI's taxonomy places the organism in Eukaryota, Viridiplantae, Streptophyta, Magnoliopsida, Brassicales, Brassicaceae. Gene Ontology annotation, cellular component: membrane. The record is from RefSeq and is marked reviewed. The coding region runs from base 72 to 1547 and encodes 491 amino acids. Gene Ontology annotation, molecular function: oxidoreductase activity, acting on paired donors, with incorporation or reduction of molecular oxygen; monooxygenase activity; heme binding.